Elgaria multicarinata webbii is the source of this 1584-nucleotide messenger RNA. RefSeq names its product carboxypeptidase M (gene CPM). The record is from RefSeq and is a predicted model, not a curated record. NCBI's taxonomy places the organism in Eukaryota, Metazoa, Chordata, Lepidosauria, Squamata, Anguidae. Bases 43 to 1350 code for a protein of 435 amino acids. Gene Ontology annotation, biological process: protein processing; peptide metabolic process. Gene Ontology annotation, molecular function: metallocarboxypeptidase activity; zinc ion binding. The transcript is spliced from 9 exons.
GUCCGAGCAGCAAGGGAGGCUUCUGGGCUGGCUUCUGAGGAGAUGGACCCGCUCAGCUUUCUCUUCCUGCUGCCGCUGGUGGCCGGCUUGGACUUCAGCUACCAUCACACGAAGGAGUUGGAAGCUUUUCUGAAGGACGUGCACAGGAGUUACGCUUCCAUCACGCACUUGUAUAGCAUUGGCAAGUCCGUGGAAGGUAGAGACCUGUGGGUUCUUGCUCUGGGAAGGUUUCCAACCCAACAUAAGAUUGGCAUACCAGAGUUCAAGUAUGUUGGUAAUAUGCAUGGGGAUGAGGCAGUCGGACGGGAGCUACUGCUCCAUUUGAUAGACUUUUUGGUGACCUAUUAUCAACACGAUCCAGUCAUUACAAGUCUCAUUGACAGCACCAGGAUACACAUCAUGCCUUCAAUGAACCCUGAUGGAUUUGAAGCAACGAAACAGUUUGACUGUUUCCCCCCAGAAGGCAGGUGGAAUGCUAAUCUGAAAGAUCUGAACAGGAACUUUCCCGAUGCCUUUGUCGAGAAUAAUGCCAUAGUGCAACCGGAGACUCAAGCAGUGAUGGAUUGGAUAAAAAAGGAGACGUUUGUCCUCUCUGCUAAUCUGCAUGGUGGAUCAUUAGUUGCGAGCUACCCUUUUGAUAAUGGCAAUUCAGUUACAUUUAUGUCACCUCGCUUUAGCAAAACUCUGGAUGAUGAUGUCUUUGUGCACCUUGCAAGCACAUAUGCUAGAAACCAUGCCGCUAUGUCUAAAGGGACUUCAUGUGGCUAUGGAGAUGAAUUUCCAAAUGGCAUUACAAAUGGGUAUGCAUGGUACAAGCUGCAAGGUGGGAUGCAGGAUUAUAACUACAUCUGGGGACAGUGCUUUGAAAUUACGUUGGAAUUAUCCUGUUGUAAAUAUCCACCAAAAGAAAAACUUCCAUCCUUCUGGAAUGCCAAUAAAAUCGCUUUGGUUGAAUAUAUAAAACAAGUUCAUCUAGGUGUUAAAGGCCGUGUUUUGGAUAACAAUAGAGUACCUAUCGCAGAUGCAAUAGUUGAGGUUACAGGAAGAAGGCACAUAUGUCCUUAUAAAACCAACAGAAAUGGAGAAUACUAUCUUCUCCUCCUGCCUGGAACCUACACAUUUAAUGCAACAGUACCUGGAUAUAUGUCAUUGCUACAGGAAAUGUUUGUACCAAACAGCACAGAAAAAUUCAGUGCCUCGACGCAUGACUUCAUUUUCCCCGGCGUACCUACCAAAGCAAUGUCUGUUUCGUGCCCAACAAAGCCGUUUUAUUCUCCAAAUACAUCAACCACAGUGAAGCCGAUUAACUCCCUGUUUUUAAUUAAUAUUUUAUAUGUAGUGUUCAGGUGAUGUAUGCUUUUGAAAGUACAUGAACAAAGUUUGUCUAUACCUGACUAUGUAAGAUGUAAAAAUGGGCUGGACAAUAUUCCCUAGCAAUAACUAUUGGCUAUUUCAAUGGAAUGUUAUAUAGCCUACAUCACUUUUUGAAGUGGAGGGAAAGUCAAUGUGUGUGCUCAAGCCAAACUAGUUACAGGAUUAUUAACUUUUCAGUAGUUAUGUUACAUAGGGUGACCAUAUGAAAAG